Messenger RNA from Ceutorhynchus assimilis (cabbage seed weevil), 978 nucleotides. The record is from the annotation of a GenBank genome assembly. NCBI's taxonomy places the organism in Eukaryota, Metazoa, Arthropoda, Insecta, Coleoptera, Curculionidae.
AUGGGAUUGGACAAUAUUCUAGAUACGCCGAUUGUGGAGAGCUGCGAGUUUCACAACCAAGUACAAACAUCAGAAAAUUUUGUAGUAGAGCAUAUGAGUUAUCUUCAGGACGAAAUUGAAUAUGAAAAAACAGAUCCAGAUUAUGGUCCAACCAUAAGCAACCAGAAAGAGUCUGAUGUAAAUUCAGAUAAUGAUCCUGAGGUUCUUGUAGUGACCGCUAAUAAUACUCCAGUUAGAACUACCAGAGAUACAACUUUGCAAUCGUUGGAAAAUAUAAUAGUGCUGGAUAAUAUCCAAGAUAUGCCGGUUGAGGAGAGUUUCGAGUUUCGCCAUCAAUUACCAAGACCAGAACAUUUCGAGAAAGAGCAUAUGAGUGAUUUUGAAGAUGAAAAUCUUGAAAAUAGAACAGAUCCAGAUUAUCAGAACGAAUCUGAUGCAAGUUCAGAUAAUGAUCCUGAGGCUGUUGUAGUGUCCGAUAAUAAUACUCUGAAUAAAACCACCAGAACUUCCAGAGGAAGAAAACGAAAAUUUGAAAUGCAAACAAACGUUACAGCAAAAAAAUUAAGAAAUAGUAACAAAGAAUAUUAUAAUUAUAAAGGCAAGCUUGUUAAACAAAAAUGUUUUCAAGAUUUUCAGCGUGAUAACACUGAUGCCGAAUUUCUUUCACCUGAAAUGACCCUUAUAAAAAUGUAUGACUUGUAUGUGGAAAACUUAAUUGGAGAAGAGAGGAACAAUGAGAUAAGGGAAUGGAGGGAAGGAAAUGAAAAAAAUAAAAAUGAUAUAUUGAAAGAUAUUGAUGCAAAAGACACGUGUAACACAUGCGAUUCCUUUGCUGCUAGAAUACAGUCGGCAACUGGUUCAGCCAAAAACGUUUUAGAAGAGGCACAUAACAAACAUAUAGACCUUUGGAGAGAAGCUCGAAAUCUCAUGAAUCAUGACAAAUUAGAGGCUCACAAAGUGAAGGAGUUUGAAUGCUGA